ACUGACGGAACACAUGCGCUGGCACAUCCCCAGAAUAGCGUCGCACCAACACCGGCGCCGGUUCCGUCAGUAUAAAACCGCCGAGGCUCUCAUCAGCUUUUAGAGCAGUCAACUACUUUCUUCAAAAUCUGUUUUCUUCGCAAAGUAAGCGUCUUUUCUUUUCUGUUAUCCGCAACCAUGAAGUGCAUCCUGAUGACCCUUCUCCUGGUGGCCUGUGCCAGCGCCAACGUCCUGCGUGUACGCCGACAAAUGACCGGUGGCUCGGCCGGCUGCACGGCCGAACAGCACGCCAUGUGCGGUAUGGCACAAUGCCAGAACAACGGUAACUGGAACACCCAGGUGGUCAGCGGCGGCAACAGCGGUGGCGGCGGGCUCCUCAGUCUGGUGCCGAUCAACGCCCUCAACGGAGCCGGUGUGCAAGCGCCCAUCAACGCCAACAUCUGCCCACCCAUCUCCGUCUGCAAUACCUGCUUGGCUGCAAAUGUCCUCGGUUAAACAAAUGACAGGUGUUCUUAGGUCUCCUCACUGUACGCACGUUGUGUAUUGUAAAUGUGAUGCCGCGGUUCCUCAUUAUCUGGUUUUAUAAGCACUUUCUACUUGCUUUAUUCAGUUUGUUGCCAUUAGCUUUAUGAGUGAUGGAACUUGGGCUUGCCAUCUGGCCACCGUCUUUU
Molecule: messenger RNA, 671 nt
Organism: Paramacrobiotus metropolitanus
Lineage: Eukaryota; Metazoa; Tardigrada; Eutardigrada; Parachela; Macrobiotidae
Exons: 2
Coding region: 178-495 (105 amino acids)
Source: RefSeq, a predicted model, not a curated record